UAGCAGCAAUCUUCCAUCUCUUCCAUCAAUCUAGAUCUAGCAGCAUUAAAAUCUGAAAUAGUUGUGGAAAAAAAUAAAAAUUGGUUUUGGUUUUGUAUUUCCAAUAAUUGCCAUGCCAUGAAGACUGAAAAUAUUCCAACAGUCGAUCCUGUAUGGACUCACAAUGUUGAAUUAUCAAUCCCAGAGGAAUGUUUACCAAUUAUUGGAAGUUCUCAGGUAUCUUCUAUUUUACAAAACUUGGAUCCCAUUACCACAGCCAACACAGCUAAUCAUGAAGUAAACCCUCAGAACUUGGAUUUAAUAAUCAUACCUACCAGUGACUUGAAUAAGAUACCCUGUAUAGAAAAUCCUCUAAACCUUCAGAGCAACUAUGUAAUUCUCAAAGAAAACUCUAGUACUAAAUCAGUGAAACCAAAAUUACUCAGCUGCAAUGAUAACAGCAAGCAAAAAGAAGGCUUUGAAGAUAUGCUUUAUUUUGUCUGCAAUUUGUGUCCAUUUUUGUGUACAAAAGACAGCAAGAUUACAGAACAUCUAGAGAAUGCACACAAAAACAAAACAGUCAUUAAAUUACCAGAGCUAAAGUGUCCUGCUUGCCAAAAUAUUUUUUAUCAUAAAAUGUCUUUGAGAUCCCACUUGAUUCAUGAUCAUGGUGUAGGGAAUUCAGAUUUGAGCCAAAUAAUUCAAGCUGUGAUAUAUUAUUCCAACAAAACCAAGAGCAAAAUGAAAGAAGCUAAGCAUAAAAUUCAUGAAAAGCUGCAGAAUGUUGAAAAACAUACUGAAAUUAAUGACUUCAGUACAGACACUAAGUCAAUGGGAGCAAAUAAUUAUGCAGGACAGCAUCAGGCUGAUUAUAGCAAUGGUCUACCUAAUAAACAUGAACCCAUAACUAUCCCUCUUCCUCAAAUAGAAAUUCCAUUGAGCAGCUCUGUGAAGAUAAACAAUUCUACUAUGAAACAAAACAUUACUAAACAUCUGGACUCCAAUGAAAUCAAGUGUGGCCUGCCUAAUUGCAAAGUGAAACUACAAGACUUGGAGAAAAUGAACUAUCACAUCAAUAGCCACAGUGGGGAUGGUUUCAAGUGCUUAGAUUGUGGUGAAACUUUUCUCUUUUGGAAACCUUUGACCUCACAUUUGUGGCGCUAUCACAACAUCAACAUGGAGCUGUUUUCUUGUGACAAAUGUGAGUAUAAAACUUACAGCCUAGCCAAAUUGAAUAAUAUCCACAAGUUCAUCCAUAGUGAUGAUAAGAGUUUUUUGUGUGAUAUUUGUAAUAAGGCUUUCAAAAACAAUAAGCAGAUGAGAAAUCACAAGUUGACACACAAAGACAAAGCAAUUCAUUCAUGUGAGGAGUGUUCAAAGACUUUUGGAGACAAAAGGCAGCUUAGGAGCCAUAUGGAUGUGGUGCAUAAAAAGCUCAGGCCUUUUCUGUGUAAUUUUUGUGGGUACAAAGGAUCUUCUAGGAGCUCCCUCAAAAUGCAUGUGAGGCAACAUACAGGUGAGAAACCAUUUUCGUGCUCCGCCUGCUCCUACACCACCUCCGAUCACAAUUCCCUGCGCAGACACAAACUGCGCCACACCGGACACAAGCCCUACAAGUGCAGCUAUUGCUCCUACGCCUGCAUCCAGACCAGCACCUACAAGAUGCAUCUCAAAACGAAACACCCCGGCAUGGAGAAAGACCUCAUGUUCACCUGUCACCACUGUCAGUUCAGGUCGGUGAGCAGGGAGAUUUACUCCGUGCAUAUGGCCACUGUGCACAAAGUGAAACUGAAGGAUGAUUAGAAAUGGGCAAAUGGGGUACCUUCCAAAUUGUACAUAAAAAAAUAUUGUUAGGUGUGUUUUAGUUAAUUUAUUGCCUUUUUUCGUUUUAUAAGUGAUUCAUAAUAAUUAAAUAUAAGUAAUCUU
Messenger RNA from Phaedon cochleariae (mustard beetle), 1905 nucleotides. NCBI's taxonomy places the organism in Eukaryota, Metazoa, Arthropoda, Insecta, Coleoptera, Chrysomelidae. The record is from the annotation of a GenBank genome assembly.